Molecule: messenger RNA, 758 nt
Organism: Symbiodinium sp. CCMP2456
Lineage: Eukaryota; Dinophyceae; Suessiales; Symbiodiniaceae
Source: the annotation of a GenBank genome assembly
AUGAUCCUGCUUGCAGCCCUUGUCCUCGCUGCGCCUAGUUUGUGUCGCGCGAGCCAUUACCAGGCUUCUUGCCAGGCGGAUGAGGUGGCUGGUGAAAUCCAGGGGGAGGAUGGCAUGGUAUGUGCACCAAAGUGCUCUGCCUCCUUCGAGUGCCCGAUGGACACCCCGCUCACCUCUACGGCGCAGCCCCAGUGCAUGCUGCAGACCGUCGACCAGGCUUUCUACUGCGGCCUCCUGUGCCAGGCGGAUGCGCAGUGCCCGAGUGGUGCAUCCUGCCGCAAGGUGGGCACGCAGGGCGUUGGCUUGUGCAUCCAUCCGCUGUCCUUCGCAGACUGGGCCCGCUUGUCCACGCGGGUGAAGCUGGCAAUAGGCUUCCCCAGCGCUCCUUCUGGGUCGUCAGCGGGGAGCAAGGGCUUCCAGGUCGCGAAGGCGUACUCCGCUCUGCAAAGCCUCAAGCGGCGAUACGCGAUAUCUGACGGCGACGCUGAUGUUUUGACUGUCAAGGAGAUGCUGGCGGCAGCAUCGCUUCCUCUUUCCUUGGCCGAGCGGGAGCAGCAAGCUUUGACCGGUCUUACCAGCAUGGUGAAGAAGGCCAUAGAGCAGGGCAACGCCAAGACCGGGCUCGUCUCCGAGGUUUCUUCGGAUUUGAAGUUCUUUGGCAACAACAUGGUUGCGGGACCGUCCGGCUGGGAGCGUGAAGCGGAGAGUGUCGUUUGGAACGUAGAGCACAUCGAGAACUACGGGGCGGCCACGGGUCU